AUGGCAUGCGAGCACUCAACCUCCUCUCGUGUUGCUCAACUGGCUGCUCGCAUCCCGAAAAGGACAUGGGACACUCAUAUGCACGUCGUGGAUCCUCGAACAUUUCGCUUGGCCAAGAAUGCUCAAUAUCAAGCGCAGCCACAUACGCUCGAUCAAGCGAAAGCGUUUCUGAGCCAGCUCGGUAUCGAACGGAUGAUCAUUGUCCAGCCCAGCAUCUAUGGCAACGACAAUGGCUGCACUCUCGACGGUCUCCGUACUCUUGGGCUUACUCACGGUCGAGCGGUGGUUCAGUUCGAUCCCGAGACGACCUCAGCCGCCCAGCUGCGGGAAUGGCACGAUCUUGGCGUACGAGGCGUGCGGCUGAACUUCAAGUCAGUCGGCGCAAAACUUGAGCAAACGUCGCUCAUUGCCGAACUGCAGAAGUAUGCGGAUGUCGUCCGCCCACUCGGCUGGGUACUCGACUUGUAUAUCGCUAUUGAAGACAUCCCGCUUCUUGAGGCUGCCAUGGCAGAGCUCGGAGAAGUCAAAGUCUGCAUUGCUCACCUUGGGCACCCGUCUGCGACAUCCCUUGAUGCUGCACGGGACGCUGAAGCUAUGCCGGGAUCCCACUCCGUUGCGAGGCUGCUCAAGCAAGGCCAGACUUGGGUCAAGCUCUCAGGCACGUAUCGCAUAAGUCAAGACCCGCGGCAUCCGCUUGUCAGCAGCCUAAUGCGCGAGGUCCUCAAACUGAGACCAGAUAGAUGUGUCUUCGCCACUGAUUGGCCACAUACGAGGUUCGAUGGCCUUGAUGUGGCGCCUUAUCUCGAGGCUAUCUGCGACUGUAUAGAAGCGGAGGGCGUGCCAUUGCAGCAGGUUCUGGUAGAUAACGCGGAGCUGUUGUUUGAUGGCAAAGAUCAGAGUGUGUAG
Molecule: messenger RNA, 906 nt
Organism: Baudoinia panamericana UAMH 10762
Lineage: Eukaryota; Fungi; Ascomycota; Dothideomycetes; Mycosphaerellales; Teratosphaeriaceae
Exons: 1
Coding region: 1-906 (301 amino acids)
Molecular function (GO): hydrolase activity
Source: RefSeq, a predicted model, not a curated record